Toxoplasma gondii ME49 is the source of this 4330-nucleotide messenger RNA. RefSeq lists its product as hypothetical. NCBI's taxonomy places the organism in Eukaryota, Apicomplexa, Conoidasida, Eucoccidiorida, Sarcocystidae. The transcript is spliced from 7 exons. The coding region runs from base 796 to 4140 and encodes 1114 amino acids. The record is from RefSeq and is a predicted model, not a curated record.
CUGGUUGUCUUUCAAAUUUCCUCCUUUUGCCGGUACUCGACUUUGUCGGCGCUCAGACCUGCGGUGUCUCCGCUCGUACAAUCGAGCUGCGACAGAUUCGCGUCGAGAGAUCUGUUGCUCAAACAAGACCUGUGAUGCCUUGAACGUCCCCUUGACUUCAGCAGAAACCCCCUUCUCCGGCAGUCCAUCACUUCUUUUUCUUUCUCUCCUGCCCUCUCAAUUUCCCUCGAUACAUCGUGCGUCUGUGUUAACCUACACUCCCGUCGGCCUUUCACUACCCAUCUAACCAGCCGUGUACCCUUGUAUGUCUGUCCAUCUCUAUCUGCUUAAUCAGGCUAUAUCCUUCUGUAUAUCUGUCCAUCAAUAUGUGUAUUCAUGUACGAUUGUGUUAACGUCGUCGUCUGAACAUUCGAGACAUUCCUGAAGGAGAAUCUGCAGAUCUGAACAGUCACCGACGGAAGGACGAAAAACCGUAGUACGGGAUCUCGAUGGACUACCUCGUUUUGACUCUCGAUCUUUCAAGUAUCAUAGAGAGAGACACAACUACUCCUUGUGAUUUUUCGUCUGUGGGUUACCGGGGAUGCAAGCUUGUGAACAAGCGUCAGCCUGGAAGAGCUGGCGACAGGGGUGAGGGUGUCUCCUGCCUUUCAACCUGUCACGCGCCUUUUAGCAAUUGGAUGCCCAACUGGACGGGGAAAAGAGUCCGGUGAAGAGAGGAGCGAGGCAGGUCACGCAGACAAGGCACCGCUGUUUCAUGCCUGAGAGGCCAUAGAAAGCUUCCGAGCAGCGCUUGCGAUGCAGGGUGACUGCCGGACAAAGACUGUGGUCUCUGGGCGGAAGCUGCGAUGGUCUUUCGGCAAGACACUUUGUUUCUGCCUUUUGUCUCUUCCUUCUCUUUCCCAAGGCGUGCCUCAUUUGUCUCCUUCUGGCUUCUCUCGCUCUUGUGCGUCGCUUCCAAACUCUCCUGUCUCUGCGGCAUCUCCCUGCUCCCAGUUUCCUUCUGCUUUCUCUUCUAGAGCGUCCUCUCUUGGCGCGCCUCUUCGACUUCAGUCGCCGUUCGCCAUCCUCUCUGACUCCAGCGUUCUUCGCGCUUCUUCGCUCUCCGGCGACGCGCGUCCCCUGGGGUAUUUGAGGUAUCUUUUCGUCGCCCAGACCCUGUAUCAGCGUUGCCGAUCCUCGUCGAGAAUGGAGAGCUCCUCAAGAGCCAAGGCACCCGGUGCUUCGGCCCUCCUCUCCAACUCCAAGACAGCUUUGCGCUCUUCCAUGCCUGCGUCUUCGUUCACGAUGGAAGACGAGGAGUGCGUCGCUGCCGGCAUUCUUCCUGUUUGUCGCGUAGGAAAUCGAGUCCUCGCCCUCUUUUACAAUGCAACGGGUGGAAAGAAGAAAAACUUCCUCGUCGACUUUGGGGGCUGCAAAGAACGCUCUGCGCGAUCCCCGCCUCCACCUUCCACGCCCAGCCUUUCCCCUCCCGCGUCUCCAGUCCUACCUGCUUGUUCUUCAUCUCUUCCUUCGUCUUCGUUGCCUCACUGUGCUUCUUGUGUGUCUCCUCCUUCUGCUGUGCCUCUGUCGUCUGCGCCGGGAGAGGACCAAGCGCGGGUGGAGGCGAGGAAGAAGCGCGAGACGAAGCGCGCGACCAAGCAGGGGGAUGAGUGGGAGGCGGACGGAGAGUGUGCGGCCCGAGAGGUCUGGGAAGAGACAGACCAGCUGUGGGGUCUCGUGGCGGGAUAUUUCUUGCAGGCAGAGCCGCCUCUUCGGAAGCGAAGGAGAGCAGAUGCCGACAAAGGCGGGGAAGACGGAGGUCACGAGAACUGCGUGACGCGGGUGACAGGCAAGAAAGCGGGGGGGAACCAUGGGCAAACAAAUGGAAAGAAAGAGAAGAAGAGGCUGCCAAAGAGAAGGGAAACAGAGGAGGGGAGCGACGAGGAAGUGGAGGAGAGACGACAAAGGUGGAAAGCCGAAAUCUGCUCUUGGCUUAUGUCCAUUCCCACACUGGCGACCUUUUCGCGGUCCAAAUACCGCUGCUACAUCAAGGAGUUUCCUGCCUUUUUCCCGCUUCUCUUCAUGAAUUUGCGCGGCGAAGAAGGCGAAGGCUGGACCCGCAAUCGACGCUUCCUCUGGGUAGACGUUGAUGCUUUCGUUACGAGUGAAGAAGGCCAGAAUUCCGAGAGCCUAGCGGCUCCCGGAGAACGCGUUCAGAAUGGAGAAGCGAAGCAAGCGAAGGCGCCGCCAAAUUUGGGAGAAGGACAGGUUGCGACGCCGUCAAAGACGCGAGGGAGCCAGAGCGAGGACAAGCGAGAGGAGGAAGGACGAGUGCCGAUUGAUGGGAGCGAGGAGACGCAAAAUAAGCCGCCAGAGGCAAUUUCUCGGAUCCACUCGAAGCACCGUGUUGUUCCCCCGACUCCUAAUUCGGUUCCGCCCCUCCACUACCGUCUCCGACACCCGCGACUUGGAGCGAUACUGCAAGAUGUCAAACGCAAACUCCUUACUGAGAACGGCGGAGAAGCGCACGAAGGAAAGGGAUUUUCUUCUUCUCGCGGAUCUCGUUCAUCUCCCCUUCCCCAUCGGUCCUCUUCCCACCCUGCAUCUCCAGCGUUCUCGGCGUGUACCUCUGCUCCUCCGUCCGCGUCUCCCGGUUCUGCUUCUUCCUCUCCUUUUGUCUCUUCUUCUUCCUUGUCUGCCUCAGUCAGUGGCUCAGUCUCCUCGGGGGCGUUGCGCUUGGGGCGACCGCUUUUGCCUCUUCUUCUGCCUUCUCGGAGUCAUGUCCUCGAGUCCCGAGAGCAGGUGGAGGAGUAUCUCCUGUCGCACGUAUUUGACCUUCUCUCGCGCUGUCGGAUUCUUUCGGAGCAGGACGGCAAAGGCGGCCUGGACGGGGCGGGCCGCGACGGAGGGCGCACCGAGAUGCCGAACGAGAAGGCGGGAGAGACAGGAAAGAACGACAGAGACAAGCAACAGGCUGACGCAUUUGGAGAGCGAAGCGAAGGGAGAGGCGUGGAAGGCCUCUCCCCAAAAGAGGAAAGAGAAGGAACCGGCAAACGACGGCACUCGCCCCCGGACUUCCACGGCGCGCCCAAGGCUCUGAGGCGUUUGAUGGAAAGCGAAGAGUGGCGGCAGGCAUCCGUCAUCUGGUUGGACCCCUGUCUUCCAGGGAAAGAGGCGCUCCUCGACGGCUCGCUCCUCGAUGUCAUGCGAGAAGAAGAGCUGGCAAACCAGACGUUCCUGACUCUCCCCUCGUUCUGGGCGGAUGCAGACACACGCGAAGCAGAGCGGAAAGAACAAAGAGAAGAAGAACGGCGAGAAACAGAAGAGAGAGAAAAGAGAGAAAGGGAAGCGAAAGCAGGAGGGGCAACGAUGACGCAGAGCCGACUCGAUGACAAAGUUGUUUUGCUAAAGGCGAGAGCAGCUGCAAGGAGCGAAUUUCGGAAGCUGCUGGUUGUGGAGGAAAAACCUUUGAAAGAUCUCCAGAGUUUCCAAGUGGACAUCGCCGUUGUCGGCUGUGGCGCCGUGACCCCCGACGGCCUGCUGCUUGGCCGCUCCCGUGCCGCUGAACCUCGAUCGCCAGCGGCCAUGUGGACUGUCGCUCACGACUUGCAGGUUCUGGAAGGCUUUCUUCCUCUCUCUUCAACGCUCGCGCAGCAGCGCUCCAUAUCCCACAGAGUCGGAGACGCUUGUCGCGCAGCCGGCCGCGCAGGGUGCCGAGAGGAAGGCGAAGAAGAGGCGAGAGGAAAACAAACAGAAGGCACCGGGGAGCCGGAAGAUGCCGAGAAAAUUCCGAAGGCAAAUGGCCUCGGAGAUAACGAAGAGAAAGGCAGCAAACCAGAGCAGGGCCAAGACAAAACCGUGAACGCUCGACAGUCGACUUGUCAACAGGAGAAAAAGGGGGAGGACAGGGUUUCUCCACUCUCCGACUGCAGCUUAGACAAGGCGCCACAGGGAAGCGGGGACAUUGCGUCUUUCCUUGCGAGCGCAGUGGAGGAAAUCAAUAGGGAACUCGAGUCGUCAAAGGCGUUCUCGGAGUUGUGGGGAUCGAAGCCAGGAGUGACGGCGAAUGCCCAGCACGACAAGGACGCACACCGGCGUCUCGAAAUCGCCGACAAAGUCGCGACGCCAUCGAGAUGCUGGAACCCGCAGAAAAUCGAGUGAAGGCACGAAAAAGAGAGACCCAAAAAACAAGAAGGAAGUAGGGAAAGUCGGCACCUUCACCUAGGCUUCGUCGUUCCAAGAAACUGUGUAGGGGUUGGAAGUUUUUGCGGUCUUCUCUGAUGGAACAUCUCGUCUGGUGUGGGCGCCGUCGCUCUUCUCAUUCGUUUUGUCUCUGCUUUUCUCGCCUCGC